Molecule: messenger RNA, 2235 nt
Organism: Cucumis sativus (cucumber)
Lineage: Eukaryota; Viridiplantae; Streptophyta; Magnoliopsida; Cucurbitales; Cucurbitaceae
Product: probable pectinesterase/pectinesterase inhibitor 20
Exons: 4
Coding region: 357-2054 (565 amino acids)
Biological process (GO): cell wall modification
Molecular function (GO): pectinesterase inhibitor activity; pectinesterase activity
Source: RefSeq, a predicted model, not a curated record
GAAGUUGAAGAUUCAUGGCUGAUUUUGAUUUCCAUUCAUAUCCCAUUUGCAUGGAUCUAAAUUGCUCCGAUCAGAUCGCUGGCCGAUCGUUAUAUUUCACAACAAUCGAGGUAUACUUUCAGGCUAAUCUCUUUCCAUUACAACAAUAACAAUGAAAAGUUUCGUCCAAAAAACCUCUUGCGAAUUUCUUUGAGCACACGGUUUAGCUUGAAACUCACAUGGUUUCAUUUCACCAUUCUAGAAAGGACCCAACGUUUUUCUUCAUGAUUCAUCACAAAAAUCUAUGGUCUGUCUGGAUUCUAUAUGAAUGGACUUGAGAUCUCUUCUAUUUUGCACACAAAAGUUGUUCAAAGCCAAUGGCUUGCAAGUUCUUGUUCCCUCCUUUACUAGCUUCGUUUCUUAUACUCUUAACCCUUUUCACCUCUUCAUUUGCUUCAGAUGAUUCUCUCACUAAUUUCUUCCCUACCAAAGCCAUUUGCAAAUUGACCUCAAAUCCUUCUUACUGCAUCACUGUGCUUAAACAAUCCAGAGAUGGUAAUAUCUACGACUCUGGCCGGUUCUCGAUUCGUCGUUCUUUAUCUAAAGCCACUAGAUUCCUUGACUUGAUUGAGAAGCAUCUUCAGAACUCUUCAACUCUACCAAAUUCAAUCAUCGGAGCUCUUAAAGAUUGUCAGUACCUUGCUCAACUGAAUAUGAAUUUCUUGUCUAAUUCGUUUCGGGCUGUUAAUGGCACUGAUAGAAAGCUAACUUACUCAAAAGCUGAUUAUAUCCAAAGUCUUCUUAGUGCCAUCUUAACCAACAUUGAUACUUGUCUUGAUGGUCUAAACACUGUAGCCUCAGGUUCUAGUUUGGAGAAAGAUCUAUUAGCCCCACUUAUUGAUUGUACCAAAUCAUACAGCCUUUCACUUGAUCUUUUUACCAAGGGUUGGGUGCCUAGGAGGAAUAGAAACAGAACACUUGAGCACCCUGGGAAAAAACACCUGCAGUUUAGGAAAGGACCGUUGCCGUUGAGAAUGUCGAGACACGACCGUGCUGUUUACAACUCGGUGGCAAAUCGGAGAAAGCUUUCGUCUUCUUCAGAUGAUGGAGUGUUGGUUAAUGGUGUUGUAGUUGUGAGUCAAGAUGGUCAAGGAGACUUCCUUAACAUAACGGAUGCUAUUAAUGCAGCUCCAAACAACUCUCUUGCUUCUGAUGGCUACUUCUUGAUUUACAUUACGGCUGGUGUUUAUCAAGAGUAUGUGUCUGUUCCUUCAAAGAAAAAGUACUUGUUGAUGAUUGGAGAUGGUAUAAAUCAAACUAUUAUCACAGGCAACCGGAGUGUCGCUGACGGAUGGACGACUUUCAACAGUGCAACCUUCGCUGUAGCAGCAGAAGGAUUCAUGGCAGUAAACAUAACCAUCCAAAACACAGCUGGAGCAAUCAAAGGCCAAGCAGUUGCAUUAAGAAGUGGAGCUGAUAUGUGUGUUUUUUACUCCUGCAGUUUUGAAGGCUUUCAAGACACCUUAUACACUCAUUCCCUCAGGCAAUUCUUUAGAGAAUGUGACAUUUACGGCACUGUUGACUUCAUUUUUGGAAAUGCUGCUGUUGUCUUCCAAAACUGUAACAUAUAUCCCCGUCUCCCCCGUCCCGGUCAGGCCAACAUGAUCACCGCCCAAGGCCGAUCCGAUCCUAACCAAAACACCGGGACUUCGAUCCACAACUGCACCAUCCGAGCCACCCCCGAGUUGGCUGCAAGUAGUAGCUAUAUGAACAAGACAUAUUUGGGAAGGCCAUGGAAACAAUACUCAAGAACAGUGUAUAUGCAAACAUUUAUUGAUGGAUUUGUAAAUCCUAAAGGUUGGGAUCCAUGGACAGGAGAAUAUUUGAGCACAUUAUAUUAUGGAGAGUAUAAUAAUACAGGAGGUGGAUCAGAUACAAAGAACAGAGUUACUUGGGCAGGUUAUCAUGUGAUUAAUAAUGUAACCGAUGCUGCUAAUUUUACAAUUUCAAACUUCUUGGUUGGGGAUGCGUGGUUGCCUCCAACUUGGGUGCCUUACAUGGGAGGAUUCGUAUAAGUGGUCAAUAUCUAUCAUAAUCUAGAAGUUAAAGGUAUGAUCUUCCAUCACACAAUUGUCCAGAAAAAAAUUAAAAUAUUGUAUUUUUAGUUGAACUAAGGCUAUUUUUUUUUUUCGUUUGCAAGUUAAUAAUAUGAUUGAGGGUAAAUAUAUAUUUAUUUACUCCCUCAUGUUUCAAUUA